Molecule: messenger RNA, 2121 nt
Organism: Aspergillus pseudoviridinutans
Lineage: Eukaryota; Fungi; Ascomycota; Eurotiomycetes; Eurotiales; Aspergillaceae
Product: putative cell cycle control protein (Cwf19)
Exons: 2
Coding region: 1-2121 (706 amino acids)
Biological process (GO): mRNA splicing, via spliceosome
Cellular component (GO): post-mRNA release spliceosomal complex
Source: RefSeq, a predicted model, not a curated record
AUGACUCUAGACGAUUUUGAGAAGUCGCUGGCGGAGGAUCAAGAGCGACGACGCGAACGAAGCGACAGAGAGAAGCAUCGACACAGAGAUCGAGACCGAGAUCGCAGCAAAGAACGAUCAAGGCACCAUCGUCAUCAUCACCAUCAUCGGCGCCAUUCGUCGAGGUCGAGAGAACGAGAGUCGGAUCGCCCUCGAGAGUCGCGUGAUAGUGAGGAAAAUGGACAUCGACACAAGCGAUCACGCCAUUCCACCGAUCACGGCGAUGACCGGGAUCAUUCCCACAAGCGCCGGCACAGGAGGGAGAGUAAAGGCAAUGAAUCAGAAACUACAGCUCCGGUGAAGGAGAUAGUUCAGCAGGAGCCUAGUCUGUUGCGGCGGGAUGCCUGGAUGGAAGCGCCAUCCGCCCUCGAUGUCGAUUAUGUUCACCGACGAGACACUACACGGUUGGAGGAAGAACCGAAAGCCAAGAUGCUCCAAGCGGACUUUGAGCUGAAGAUACACGACCGAGAACUGAACCAGCAUCUCCGUGAUCUGAAAGACGAGAAAGAGCUGGCUGAGGUAGAGGAAAAGCCAGCACAGCACGAGGUGGAUUACACUAUCGGGGAUGCUGGCUCCCAGUGGAGAAUGACAAAGCUCCGAGGCGUAUAUCGGGAGGCAGAGGAGAGUGGGAAACCUGUGGAGGAAGUUGCAAUUGAGCGCUUCGGGGAUCUGCGCUCGUUUGAUGAUGCGCGUGAAGAAGAGGCGGAGUUGGACCGCCGCGCACGGUAUGGCGAGGGUUACGUGGGCAAAGAAAAGCCAACAGGGGACCUCUUCCAGGAGAGAAAGCUUGAACAAGGGGUUCAUAGGAAACCUCUGGAACACGUUAGAGAUCCUGAACAGGAGCUUGCAGCUCGUGGUCAAGGUCAGAAGAUCGACACGGUGCCUCCUUCCGGCGCCACACAGCACCUUGAUCUGACAGCUCUCAACCGACUCAAAGCGCAGAUGAUGAAGGCAAAGCUUAAGGGAUCGGCUGAAGCAGCAGAGCUUGAGGAGCGUUACAAUGCGGCCGCAGCGGCAAUGGCCAAUCGCAAGGAGUCCGAUGUUGUAGUGCUCGGAGUCAUGGAGAACCGAAUGCUUGCAGGACAAAGAAACGAAGCCAAGCCCGUCGAGACUAGGAGGGGCCGGGAGCGAGGACAGCUGGAGGAAAAUGAGGAUAUGACUAUUGAAGACAUGGUCCGAGAAGAGCGGCGGACGCGGGAUCAAUUUGGUGGAGAUGGGAGACGACUGGCGGAAAGGAUCGCCAGAGACUCGAAAUUCGAGAAUGAUUUGGAAUACAUGGACGAUAAUGCCGCCAAACUCGCCAAAAGGGUGCAUCGGUCUGAGAUCAACCUCAAGAACGCUACUAUCAGCGAAUUUCAAAAGAUGAAUCGGAUCUUGGACAACUGCCCGCUCUGUCAUCAUGAAGAUACCAACACGCCCCCAAUCGCUCCUGUGGUGUCUUUGGCGACCCGAACCUAUCUGACUCUCCCCACCGAACCCGAGCUUAGCGAKGGAUGCGCUACCAUAGUUCCUAUCCAGCAUCGCACCAACCUGAUGGAGUGUGAUGACGAUGAGUGGGAAGAGAUCCGGAAUUUCAUGAAGAGUCUAACCCGGAUGUACCACGAUCAAGGCCGCGAUGUCAUUUUCUACGAGAACGCAGCUCAGCCAAAUCGGAAGAGACAUGCAGCCAUGGAAGCCGUUCCACUGCCGUACAGUCUUGGGGAAACAUCGCCCGCCUUCUUCAGGGAAGCGAUUCUCGCAGCAGACUCUGAAUGGACGCAGCACCGAAAACUGAUCGACACCCUUGCCAAGGCGAAGCAGGGACUGGGUCGGAAUGCGUUCCGUCGCACUCUGGUCAAAGAGAUGCCCUACUUCCAUGUUUGGUUCGAGUUGGACGGAGGACUGGGCCACGUGGUGGAGGACGAGCACCGCUGGCCACGCGGCGAUCUGUUUGCCCGCGAGGUUAUUGGAGGCAUGCUCGAUCUAGGCCCAGAGGUGAUUAAACGACAGGGCCGCUGGAACCGAGGAGGCGAUCGCAGAGUGGACGGGUUUAAGAAGAGAUGGCGGAAGUUCGAUUGGACCCGAGUGCUUGUGGAGGGAUAG